Toxotes jaculatrix (banded archerfish) is the source of this 1921-nucleotide messenger RNA. RefSeq names its product ras association domain-containing protein 8-like. The record is from RefSeq and is a predicted model, not a curated record. Lineage: Eukaryota; Metazoa; Chordata; Actinopteri; Toxotidae. Bases 122 to 1303 code for a protein of 393 amino acids. Gene Ontology annotation, biological process: signal transduction. The transcript is spliced from 6 exons.
GGUCACAGCCUCCUCCCAGCCUGAACACACUGCAGUGAGAAAGAAGAGGACCAUCAAUGAAACUGAGAGAAGUUUGAACUAACAGGUCAGUGGUGGAGCCUGGUGCUGCUGAGUGCCAGUGAUGGAGCUGAAGGUGUGGGUGGAGGGCGUGGUCAGAGUGGUCUGCGGCCUAUCACUAAGCACUUCCUGUCGGGACGUCGUGAUAGCUCUUGCACAAGCCAUUGGUCAGACAGGUCGUUACAACCUCACGUUGAAGCUACGAGGGAAUGAGAGACCCUUAGUUGCCGAUGACUGUCCACUGCAGCAUCUGGCUCAGCUGGGACAGCUGGCUUCAGAGGUCCAGUUCAUUCUGCGGAGGACCGGACCCAGCCACAGUGAGGGCCAAGACACACCAACCAGAGAGACACGUCUUCCCUUACCUCGACCGUCAGAAGAACCAGAGCCCCUCAAACGCAGGGAGCCAUACAAGGCUCUCACCUUCAGCCUGGGUCCCUUAACACUUCCCAGGAGGACUAAACCAAACAGGGCCUGUUCUCCAUCGCCCAGAUCCUCCCCAGAACCACGAGCUUCCCCUGUCUCUGUCUUAGACAAUCCCAACUCUGUGAAGGCUGUUCCCUCUUACCCCUCCAAAGAGGAGGUAUUUAGGCAGGUUCUGCAACAACAGAGGAGAUUACAAGACCUGGAGGUUCAGCUUCGAGCUCUAGAAAGGGAGACAGAGGUGUGGGAGCAGGAAAUGUCAUUUGCUACGGUUCCAAGUCUGACUCUGGGCCUUGCAGAGGAACUGGAAGAACUGGAACAACGACUGAGGCAAAAUGAGGUAGAGCUCAUGCACCGAGCACACUGGAAGGGACAGUUACAGGCAGAGAUGGACCGAGAACAAGAUAUGCACAGACGUCUACACCAGAUACACUCAUCAAUAGAUGAUCACAGCUACCAGGUCACGGAGCUCCAAGCCCGUUCUGAACAACUAGAACAGGACAUACAACUCACAGCCCAAAGACAGAGCUCUCUGGCAGGACCUCAGCAGCAAGAGGAGGCUCUGAGACCCCUGAGGCAGGAGCUCCACAACCGCCAGGAGCAGGCACAACAGCUGGAUGAAGCACUGUCAGAGUCACAGAGAGAGCUGCGAGCAGCAGAGGAAAUGCUAAAGGACAGAUGGGAGCGGAUGGAGGAUCUGAAUAAGGAGCUGAGACAGUGUAACCUGCAGCAGUUCAUCCAGCAGACCAGUGGCCUGAACACCGACCAGACAAACUCCCUGCCCGUCCCUGAAGUUUACCUCAGCAACGCCGGUAUUUUGGAGUAGGAACAGCCAAAACACUGUGACUGUACGUCAACAGGACAUGAAGAAGAAAAACACGGUCCCAGAGUCAGAAAAACCUAAAGCCCGUCCAGACUCUCCCGUGUGUGUGUGUGUGUGUGUGUGUGUGUGUGUGUGUGUGUGUGUGUGUGAACUGUGUGUCUGAUAAGCCAGACACUGCCAGGUUCUUUGUAAAAAUAAAGACUGUCUUUGAAAGGAAAUAAAACAAAUGUUGAUGCCACUGAUGAAAACAGAUGUUUUUUUGCUCAGAUACGAGGUGACACAACACUCUAACACCCUGAGACUAGUUUCACUCUCUUGCUUUUUUGCCAUUUAAUCAGUCUUAAAGUGUUUUGGCUCAACAUGUCAAAGUAAUGAUGGUUAAUCUCACUGUUUAUUAAUAGUCACAGUUGCCAUUGCAUUGUGCAUACAUGACCAUAAAUCACUGUCCAACACUUCACUACACUAUAUUUCUUUUUGUGUACAAAAAUAUUUGUGUGACUCUUCUGUGUAAGUCUUCUAACGUCAGAGUCCCUGAAGUUCCCAAGAACUAGAGGAAUGAUUAGAAAUUUCCAGCCCAUGUUCACUGGCUGUGCAUUACGAGAUCAAUAAGUUCUGAUCACC